AUGUCUUCUUCAGAGAUGAAUAAUAGCUAUUCAGCAUCCUCCUCGUCGGCUUCAUCCCGAGUGAUUUUUGUGGUCUCUCCGAAACAUUCAUCCUCUUCGGAAGGAACUGAAACUCUCAAAAGGCAAAAACUUGAAAUUUUCUCUUUUCCUCAUCCAAAGUAUAAACAACAUGUAAAGUUUGGACUUUUAACUCUUCAACCAUCCAAUGAUGAAGAAAAUGAUGGAGAAUCAAAAACAAUAUUAUUGGAAAUGGAACGAAUUGGGGACAAGAUAUCGAGUUGGUUCAUUGGAAAUAAUGUCAUCUCCGAUGGAAGACCUAUUGUAUUCACUCCAAUGGAUGUUACCUUUUUGUUGAUAGCGAUUUUAGAGUCUGAAGAGAGUGAAAGUGAAUCCAUGUUUAAGAACAUGACAGAUAUUAUACCGCCUGUGAUACAACGUAUUUCAAGUGUGAAAGACAUGAUCUUAAAUAUUUGUCAAGUGAUGGAAGUUGGAGACGAUCUAUUUGUACAAUUAAGUGCUGAAAAAGUCAAACAAUGGAUGGUUGCCAAAUGUGAUCAUAUAUUUAAUCAAAUCAACAGUAACAGCGAGUUGAAGAACAAACUGAUUGUAUCACAAAGCUCGUUCAAAAGAAGUUUGAAGAAUAAGGAUGCAGAUGAUGACCGAAAGAUCAGAGCUGAGGCCAUUCGGUUUCUCUCUGAGUACAUGGACAGAAAAUGGAUUGAAAUAUUGGCUUCUCACUACGACUUACUGACAGAAAUAUAUCCAAGUAAGAAUUCAUUCAUGCUGACAAAUAAUUCUCAAGUUUCUGCAUCCUCCUCUUCUUCCUCUCAACCAAAAUCUCCCAAACCAUCCUCACAACAUUCUCAAGAAACAGAUGAUUUUCUUGCAGACUUAGAUGCAGUAGAAAAGAAUAAGCGAAAACGUGCCGAAGCCACUGCUGAAAAGAGCAAAAAGACGAAAUCUCAAGAAUCAAGAAAUGUACAAAGUUUGAAAAAGGUCAAUACCAAAGGCAUGAAGUCAAUGGAUUCCUUCUUCAAAAAGAAGCAAUAA
This is a messenger RNA of Naegleria fowleri, 1050 nucleotides long. RefSeq lists its product as uncharacterized. Lineage: Eukaryota; Heterolobosea; Eutetramitea; Acrasida; Naegleriidae. The transcript is spliced from 3 exons. The record is from RefSeq and is a predicted model, not a curated record. Gene Ontology annotation, biological process: ribonucleotide metabolic process; RNA catabolic process. The coding region runs from base 1 to 1050 and encodes 349 amino acids. Gene Ontology annotation, cellular component: nucleoplasm; ribonuclease H2 complex.